GCUCCCCCUGGCGGCGCGAGGCCGGGUCUCCGCUCCUCGGGCGCCCCCCGCCCUCAUCUGCUACCCCUACCUGACCCAGGUCGGUAUCCACCGACCCCAGACGGACCGACAGACGGGAAGCCGUUCAGCAGCGAGCACCCGGGCGGCGGGAGGGGGCGGGGAGGCGACGGCUGCGGCUUGAGGAGCAGGAGCAGGUGCGGCGGCGACGAGUGGGCGGGGCAGGGACGAGCGGCGGGCGGGGGCCGCGGCGCCGGCGGGCGUGUGGCGGGGCAGCCCGGGAGGCCACGACUCGGAGCGAGCCCCACCUGGUCGGCGGGGUGCGAGGGGAUCUGGAGAGGAGUCAGGUUGGAUGGUGACUUGGAGGGCGCAGGAUCCCAAGGAGACAGAGAGGACGAGAGCUGGAAAAGGAUCCGGAGAGCGGCGGGGGCGCUAGGGGAGGGGUAGGGUAGGAAAUAGGGCACACCUGGAGGAGAGACUGGGGGUGGUCAGGACACGAAGCUGGAGCUUGGAAGGAAUAGGGGACAGAAAUGGGGGAGGCGGGAGAAUAGUAGGGGGCGGUGUAUGAGGUCUGCUUAGUCGGUAAGAUCUGGAGGUGUUAAGUACUGAGGGGGCUUGAGAAGGGAGGUUGGGAGGGGAGACUGGGGCUUAGGCUGAGGCCCAGGGAUAGUCAGCAGGUGAAGGAGGGCUGGGCAGGAAAGUGGAGAGCAGGCGGGGUUGGGGUGCUCACUAGGUGGGCUGAAGUGUGAGGCUGGGGUAAAGUGAAGCAAGAUCCAGGUGGAGCUGAGAAAGCUGUGGCAGGGGCAUCUCAGGAGUGAGGCCAGCGCAGGCUGAGGUGGCCCCAAGGUUGAGAGGUUGCCCUGGGAGGGUACCCCACAGUGAGACCUUAAGCCAGGUCAAGGCAGUGCCCCUCAUGGGGGAAGCCCCUCCCUGGGGUUACCAGAGCCAUGCUGUCCCGCAAAGGCAUCAUCCCUGAGGAGUAUGUGCUGACACGGCUAGCAGAGGAUCCUGCGGAGCCCAGGUACCGAGCCCGGGAGCGGAGGGCCCGCUUUGUGUCCAAGAAAGGCAACUGCAACGUGGCCCACAAGAACAUCCGGGAGCAAGGCCGCUUCCUGCAGGACGUGUUCACCACUCUGGUGGACCUUAAGUGGCCGCACACGCUGCUCAUCUUCACCAUGUCCUUCCUGUGCAGCUGGCUGCUCUUCGCCAUGGUCUGGUGGCUCAUCGCCUUCGCCCACGGUGACCUGGCUCCCGGUGAAGGCACCACUGUCCCCUGCAUCACCAGCAUCCACUCCUUUUCAUCCGCGUUCCUUUUCUCCAUCGAGGUCCAGGUAACCAUUGGUUUUGGCGGGCGCAUGGUGACGGAGGAGUGCCCCCUAGCCAUCCUGAUCCUCAUUGUCCAGAACAUCGUGGGGCUCAUGAUCAACGCCAUCAUGCUGGGCUGCAUCUUCAUGAAGACUGCCCAGGCGCACCGGCGGGCCGAGACCCUCAUCUUCAGCAAGCAUGCGGUUAUCAGCCUGCGCCAUGGCCGCCUCUGCUUCAUGCUGCGCGUGGGUGACCUCCGCAAGAGCAUGAUCAUAAGUGCCACCAUCCACAUGCAGGUGGUGCGUAAGACCACCAGCCCCGAGGGCGAGGUGGUGCCCCUCCACCAGGUGGACAUCCCCAUGGAGAACGGUGUGGGUGGGAACAGCAUCUUCCUGGUCGCUCCACUCAUCAUUUACCACGUCAUUGACUCCAACAGCCCUCUCUAUGACCUGGCACCUAGCGACCUACACCACCACCAGGACCUUGAGAUCAUCGUCAUCCUGGAAGGUGUGGUAGAAACCACAGGCAUCACCACCCAGGCCCGCACCUCCUACCUAGCAGACGAAAUCCUAUGGGGCCAGCGCUUUGUCCCCAUUGUGGCGGAGGAGGACGGCCGCUAUUCGGUGGACUACUCCAAAUUUGGCAACACUGUUAAAGUGCCCACGCCACUGUGCACAGCCCGCCAACUUGAUGAGGACCGCAGCCUACUGGACGCCCUGACCCUCGCCUCAGCCCGUGGGCCCCUGCGCAAGCGCAGUGUGGCGGUGGCUAAGGCCAAGCCGAAGUUUAGCAUCUCUCCGGAUUCACUGUCCUGAGUCAUGGUCCCUUGGGCCUCCACACAUGCAUGUGUGCACAAAGGCAGUGUGGUGUGGUACGUAGAGUGGACGUGGUAUGGGUCCCUUAGCCAAGUGAGGACCUGGUGUGAUGCUGGACCCUCCUCUGCUCAGCCUCCCUGCCGCUACGUGCCCAGGGUGUUACAAGGUACUUGUCACUACGCUAUUUCUGGCCUCAGCAGGAGUCUGUACUGGGUUAUUUUUGUCCCUGCUCCUCCCAGCCCAGCUCAGGACUGGCUUACCCCUCUCUCCCUGCCCAAGGCUGGUGAGGCUGUGGAAGGUGCUGGGCCCUAAAACUGGCUCUCCAUCCAGUCCAUUCUGGUCCCUAUGACUGGCCUGCCACAAGCAGGCAGGUGGCUGGGGAGAGACAAUCCCCAGGUUGAGGGUCUGUUGCUCUGUUUCUGUGGCCCCAAGAAAUACCUGUUCCUGAAAAAAAUAACAGACUAAGGAGUAGACUGGGCUGACCAGGGAGGGCAGUCAGUGAGAGAGCACCUUCCAGCUGUAGAACUGGAGUUGUGGGGCCUCCACAGGCAGGGACAGGACGAGACUGCCAGGGCUCCCCUCUACGGGACAGGCUCAAGCCACAGAGGGGGAUGGGGUCACGAAGAGGCUUCACUGAUUCCCUGCUCAGGCACCCCUGCCCUUCACCUCAAUACCAGUCUUCUGUAGACAGGACUCCAUAGUCCAGGGCUGCUGCUCCCUUUCUGUCCCCAACCUGAGAGGCUGGGGUGGACUGGGCAAACAUUGACAUGCCAAGCAGAGAGACUGAAGGGAAGGGUCUUGGGCCCACCUCACAUGAUGAGCCUAAGGCAAAGUCUGCCCCUGACACCCAGACAGCUGUGACUCACUUUGUCCAGAGGGUGGGGUGAGGCUGGGUAUCUUUCUGUUGCUGGAAAAGGUGUUGGAAAGUUCAGGAUGGUGGGGGUGAGUGAGGUCCAUGAGGUGAAGAGGUCCUGGGCUUAACCUGAGCCUGGACACUUGGAGCAGUUCUGUGUGUCCUUGCCCAGAAUUCUGCUUCCCCAUUGUCAAUAAAGCCUCCCUUCCAUGACUUGAAAUCUGGACUGUUCUUGCUGGGAAAACAGUCAAUGUGCUGGAGGAACGGGAGGAUAGGGUCAGCAGCUGCCACCUCACAUGCCCUAGCAGGGAGGCCAGGAAAGAGGCCUGGAGCUGGCUUCUCUUUCUCCUACCUCAGGGGGACCUUUCUCCUCUGCCUAGGUGGCUCUACACUACAAGCCUGUCUGGCCAUCUCAGCCUUUGGGCCUCCACCAGGCUUCAGAGCCCUGGGCCCUGCCUCUUUCCUAGGGAUCUACUAGAAGGCUGAGGUACCCAGGAAGAGGGACAAGGACAUCAUAGACAUGAAGGUCAUGAUUGAUGGGUGAGCUCGCUGGCCAACUGCCUUAGGUUCAAAUCCUGGCUAUAGCUGUAUGACUGUGGUCAAGUAACUUAACCUCUUUGUGUCUCAAUUGUCUCAUCAGUGCUAAUAGUCCCUGUCUCACAGACUUGUUGCCGGAGCAAAUGAACACACAUGUAAAAUGCUAAAGUGCUUGGUCUAUAAUAAGCGCUUAAUAAAUGUUAGCUGUUAUGAUUGCUGCUGAAUCAGUCAUGUGGUGAGAAAACCAACCAAGCAAACAUUAAGAGAAAGUGCUUUUACUUUUCCCCUCAGUGAUGUGUUUCUCUACUUGGUCUUAUUGUCUACAUGGUGCUCCUCCCAGCUCAGACUGGGACUACAGAGGCCAUGGCAACGCCUAUUACCUACUGUUCUUGUCACCACUUCACCCCCUGCAGUCCACCUGCCUCGUGGCCACCAGAGUGGGCUUAGAAGGAUUGUGAUCAUUCUUUUCCACAUGAAAUACCUUCAGUAGUUCCCCAUCACCUUCUGGGUCAAGGCUAGACUUCUUAGCCAGCCAUUUCAAGCCUUUACUGCCUUUUCAGCCUGACAGUUCUCUUGCCAGGACCACCUGCACCUGCACUCACUUCCUGGCUGCCUCCCCAGCCCCCUGAGCAAUAUUGAGCUUCCCACCUCCUAGCCGUCGCUUAUGUUAUUCUAUUUGCCUGAACUGUCCAGGCCUCAUCUCUGUUGAAAUUCAUAAAAGCCAGGCCAUCAGUACUCCUUGAAGCCUUCACUGAUUUCUCUGGGAAGAGAUGGUCCCUUCUUUCCUCUGCACUAUGGGCAUUAUCUUUUGCCUGUGUUUAUGUGUCUGUCACACCAUCUCUAAAUCUGUGGCUUCUUGAGAUCAAAGACUGUGUCUGACUCAGCACUGUGACUGUCACUGAGUAGGUGCUGAAUGAAUGAAUGAUGGCUGGAUAGGUAGAUGGUAUUCAGGAUGACAAGCUAGGGCUACUGAUGCAGUGAGGCCUGCAGACAGGGUUUUAGCCCAUCAGUGAGAGUCUGUCCCAGACUGCUCCAGAAGCAGGGAUAAAGGGGCCAGGAAGUUCACACUGCUGGUCUGAGUUCCAAGCUGCCCCCUCCCUGCACCCACUUCCCGCUAACUCCCUGUCUCAGACAUUGACUCCCUUCUCUGAAGAGCUAAACUAUUUCUGAUUUAGAGGCAGAGGGCCUAAAAAGUUUGAUUCAGAGUUUGCCUAGAGCUUUAGGGGGCCUGGCUCUUGGGCUCAGCUUUGUUCUCUCUAAAGCCACAGGGAGGAGCCAUAGUCACUAAUAAUGAGCUCUGGGAGGCAAAAUAACCUUCUACAACUCACCAACCCUAAGUGGCUGGAGGCAGCCUGAAGCCAGCAAAAAUGAGGCAUCAGCGCCACCUGCUGGUCACAAAGAAUGCCUACAGGAUUCCAGAAAGGACAGCUCAUCCUAGCUAGGAUUUCUACCCCCUCUAAGGGACAUCCCCAGCCUUGUGCUUAAAUCAGGAAGAAGCUGGAAAGUUCCAGGCAUGAAGAGUAGCUAGACCACGCCCUCCUUGCUCCCCAAGAUCAAGGAGAAAAGUGUGACUCCUCUUAGGUCUCAGAUUAAAAAGCAGCAGCAGGUUCAGCUGUGUGAAGUGACAGCCUACAUGAUGUCCAAAACACCCAUGGAUGACACUUUCUCUGAUCCAUGCACGUGGUAAUCCGUCAUCAUCCUCUUCUUGUAGGAGGACUAGGGUCCUGGCCUUCCAGGCUACUCUGCCCCCAGUCUGUCAGUAACAAUGAGGUCUUCGGAAGCACAUCUGCCACCCCUGUCACCAACUCACAUCAAUAGUGUGAUGUAUCCUGGGUCUCCAUCCUGAGUUCCACAGGUGAGGGAAGUCAGGCCAUCGUCUUCCUGUUCUAGAACUGUUUGCUAAUCCGGUAAAACUAUUCCACUGUCCACAUUGGAAGCCUGUCCAGGCCUGACACCUGCAGAUUUGUCAUUUUCAGAGGGUCUCACUGUGAGACCCACUUCUGCUGAAGAUGACUCGCCCAGCUACUACAGGACCCAUUCUCUCCCCAUAGGUGGCAUCCUUCCAGCUCAACCCUGUGCUUGAGCUCCUCCUUGACAUCUUUUCCUGGGGGAACUUCCCUGAGGAGUUUCUGUCACAGGAUUAACAGGCUUUUAAGGUCUCCCAGGCCCAGGUAUUAGACACUAUAUGCUGUGGAAGACAUGCAGAUGACUUAGGGAAAGUAGACAGGACUUCUGCACAUCAGAGUCAUGUUAUCCCCAAACUGGGGCCAGUCUGAAGAAUUAUUGAUCUAGUCCACGUUGCAGGGAGCUGGGAAAGAAAGAUAAGUGGGAUUAAAGUCAGAACUGGAAUGGGAAGUGGGUUGUGUUACACUGAAGUCUAGAUUUAAUCAGUUUCUCGACCAGGUCCACCUGGGGCACUGUGUACUCUAACGCAAGGGAAACGGGGGCUUCCUGCACACUAUUCUAUUUCCUGUCUGGACAGGCCAACUCUUCAGGAAUGUGAAGGGCAGGCUGCUAGACUGGCCAACCUGGAUCCCAGGCCUAUCCCUUGAUCUUGAUUCCCUCCAGGCCCUGAUGCUAAUGAGCAGAACACGUGAUACAAGUGCACAUCCUCAUUAUCAUAUCAAGUUCUCUGAGAGGUACACAGCACAGGUCAGCUUCUCCUAGCAGCAUUCUUUAACCCAUAGGCUCAAGUUGACUCUUUUGCUGGUCACAUACCUACCUAUCAUGGAGGUACUAGUGACUGAACUCAGGACCUUGUGCUUGCUAGGCAGGUGCUCUACCACUUGAGACAU
This is a messenger RNA of Castor canadensis (American beaver), 6302 nucleotides long. RefSeq names its product potassium inwardly rectifying channel subfamily J member 11 (gene Kcnj11). The record is from RefSeq and is a predicted model, not a curated record. Lineage: Eukaryota; Metazoa; Chordata; Mammalia; Rodentia; Castoridae. Gene Ontology annotation, molecular function: ATP-activated inward rectifier potassium channel activity. Gene Ontology annotation, cellular component: plasma membrane. Gene Ontology annotation, biological process: regulation of monoatomic ion transmembrane transport; potassium ion import across plasma membrane.